Messenger RNA from Lepisosteus oculatus (spotted gar), 3550 nucleotides. RefSeq names its product cytochrome P450, family 1, subfamily A (gene cyp1a). Gene Ontology annotation, biological process: hormone biosynthetic process; progesterone metabolic process. NCBI's taxonomy places the organism in Eukaryota, Metazoa, Chordata, Actinopteri, Semionotiformes, Lepisosteidae. Gene Ontology annotation, molecular function: oxidoreductase activity, acting on paired donors, with incorporation or reduction of molecular oxygen, reduced flavin or flavoprotein as one donor, and incorporation of one atom of oxygen; iron ion binding; heme binding. The record is from RefSeq and is a predicted model, not a curated record.
CCCUGCUGCGGUGUCUUUCCAAAUCUUAAAAACUGCGCCGCGGGUGUUCCACGACCUCGAGCGCCGGCUGGCUGACGUCAGCAGCACGGGGGCCAAUCCGCACGGGCCGAGCGCUAUAAAAGAUCACCUACCCCCUUCAUAUCAGAUGGAAAAGGAAAGAAAGGUCUGAUUAAAGGAUAGUAAAGAAACACCUUCUCCUGCAGCCGCCCCUGCGCCCUCAGAGCCUCGGACAGCACGGUGCAACAGUCCACUAAACCUGCCCAGAUUCUUCAGAAAAGCUCUUUUUCCUCAGAAUGGCACUCCUCAGUCUUCCCUUCCUGGGGCCUAUCUCCGUGUCGGAGAGCCUGAUCGCCAUGGUGACGCUCUGCAUCGUCUACCUUCUCCUGCGCCUCCUCCGCAAGGACAUCCCUGCCGGGCUGCGCCUCCCUCCGGGGCCCAAGCCCCUCCCCAUCAUCGGCAACGUGCUGGAGCUGGGAGCCAACCCCCACCUGAGCCUCAGCAGGAUGAGCCAGCGCUACGGCGAUGUCAUGCAGAUCCAGAUCGGCAUGCGGCCGGUGGUGGUGCUGAGCAGCUACGAGACGCUGCGCCAGGCCCUCAUCAAGCAGGGCGACGACUUCGCCGGGCGGCCCGACCUCUACAGCUUCCGCUUCAUCAACGACGGCAAAAGCCUGGCCUUCAGCACCGACCACGCGGGUGUGUGGCGCACCCGUCGCAAGCUGGCCCUGAACGCCCUGCGCUCCUUCUCUGUGCUCGAGGGCACGAGCGCCGACUACUCCUGCGCCCUGGAGGAGCACAUCUGCAAGGAGGCCGACUACCUGGUGCGGCGGCUCAGCGUCGUCAUGGAGAACUGCGGCAGCUUCGACCCCUUCCGCCACAUCGUGGUGUCGGUGGCCAACGUCAUCUGCGGCAUGUGCUUCGGCCGCCGCUACAGCCACGACCACGAGGAGCUGGUGCGCCUGGUCAACCUGAGCGACGAGUUCGGGCGGGUGGUGGGGAGCGGCAACCCAGCAGACUUCAUCCCGCUGCUGCGCUUCCUGCCCAGCCAGGCCAUGCGCUCCUUCCUGGACAUCAACCGCCGCUUCAACGUCUUCGUGAAGAGGAUCGUCGCGGAGCACUACAACUCCUUCGACAAGAACAACAUCCGUGACAUCACGGACUCUCUGAUUGACCACUGCCAGGAGAAGAAACUGGAUGAAAACUCCAACAUUGACAUUUCUGAUGAGAAAAUCGUGGGCAUCGUCAAUGAUCUUUUUGGAGCAGGGUUUGACACCAUUAGCACUGCACUCUCCUGGUCUCUCAUGUACUUGGUGGCCUAUCCUGGAAUUCAGGAAAAGAUCCAGAAAGAGCUGGAUGAGAACGUGGGCAGGGAGCGCGAAGUCAGGCUGUCGGACAAGCCCAUCCUUCCCUACCUGGAGGCCUUCAUCCUGGAGAUGUUCCGGCACUCCUCCUUCCUGCCCUUCACCAUCCCGCACUGCACCACUAAGGACACCGUCCUCAACGGCUUCUACAUCGCCAAGGAUACCUGUGUCUUUAUUAACCAGUGGCAGAUCAACCAUGACCCAAUCACGUGGAAGGACCCCUCCUCCUUCAGCCCAGAGCGCUUCCUGGACGCUGAGGGCAUGACUGUGAACAAGAUGGAGGCGGAGAAGGUGAUGGUGUUCGGGAUGGGCAAGCGGCGCUGCAUUGGGGAGUCCAUCGGGCGCUCCGAGGUCUUCCUCUUCCUGGCCAUCCUCCUGCAGAAGCUCACAUUCCACAGCCUCCCCGACCACGAGCUGGACAUGACGCCCGAGUACGGCCUCACCAUGAAGCACAAGCGCUGCCACCUGCGUGCCAGCCUGAGAGUGCGCGCGGAGUGAGCUCCUUGGCGGCCGUGGAGCCCGCAGUGCACCUCGCCGCGCUGGGAGCGAUGGCUGUUCCGUGUCUAGCUGUUCCUGGAGGUUGAUAGCGUUGAGCUGCUGACGCAGCGGUCUGGCUUUCAAACAGGAGCUAUGUGUCUUCGACUUGAGACUAGAAUGCCAGAAGAAGCCAAUACAAAGUACACAACAGAUUUCUUAAAUUGUAAAGGGCUGCUUUUCAAAAGAAAAGCCAAAAUGUAAUUGCAAGCAACUGUGUGAGAAUUAAUUCUAACUGAAGCUCCAGUUGACUUGAAUCUGAACUUCCAAACCAGUUCUCAAAAGAAAAAUAACUUUAUAGUUUCAGUACAGCAGGAGGUCUGUAAGAAUGUGUGAAAGCUGACUUCAGAGAUGGCUGAUCAGUUUGUAGUGACUUAUCUCAUUCUGUAUAUGAGUGGUUCCAUCAGGUAGAACUGAUGGGGAAAAAUAAAAUUAAAAACAGAUGUCUGCCUUCAAAAGUGUAUAAAAUGGAACCCAUCUGUAAUUAUUACUCUGAUAUUUAAAUGUUGAAACUAGGGAUUUUUAGCUUUGUAGGAAUUGCUGUAAAUCUCUUAUUUGGUUUUUGCUCCUUUAUCAGAAAUAACUCAUCAAAAGAGUUCUGUGCUGCCUCAGAUCAAAAGCUUCCAGUUUGUGCGCAUUUCUAAAACUGCUUUGCACCAGUUUCAAUGUUGUUGUCUUAUUCCUCUUGUUAUGAUAGGUAAGGGGAUAUUUUCAGUUUUUAAUCUGAAUUUAGGUCUUAAAUCAAAGUUGCAAAUGGAUUUUCAUUGUAUUCUUUAUUUAGUUGAAUACGUUUUGCUACUUGUAUCCAAACGCAGAUUUAUGGCACGUGAUUUGCUUUUUGCCUUUACACCGGUUUGUAACCUGUUCUGGUGAUGUGGAAGAGCUUUGUUAUUCGGUUGUCUGUAAUUGUAUACAACUCAAAGUUAAGCCCCAGAAACAAUGGACACUGUAUAGGAAAUAUACUUUGUGUCUUAGGCGCCUUUCGAACAAAUCUUUUUUUUUUUAACCUGUAUAUGUAGAAUGUAGAGUUAUUUGUGAAAGAUUCAAUAUUGACCACAAGUGUCACACUAGCCAUCCCAGGUUUGAGGUCUCUCGUCUUUUUUGCCAUAUAUUUAUAUGUGGAGUAACAUAUUGAUGCUUUGUCUGCCAGGAGGGGCAUUUAUCCCAGAAUGUGACAGUGUACUUAACCAAACAACACUUACCUAUUUAAGGGCUUUUACAGGUCCUGAACAAAAUAUCAGUUUUUGUACAUGUAACAAAUUGUGGGAUGAGGGACUGAAUUAUACUGUACCUUAUUGACUUAAAAAUAGCUUUUAUUAUUUUCUGUCUAAAAACAUAUUCUAGCCAAUUGUACAGCCAUUUGUAUUGUUAACAGGUGUAUCUGUGAAUUUUAUUACGCAAUCAUGAAGGACCUUUUUCCAAGCUGUUGCAGUUACGCUGAUCUUGUAGAACAAAAUAUAUGCAAGUUAUGGUAAUUUCUUUUUAAAUGAUUUUGGUUUGUGCUUGCUUAUAUCAAGCUAUUUUCUCUCAUUCAUGUAUCAAGCUUACAGCAUGUAUAAGAGGAGUUCCUGUUUUUUUAAAAACAUUUAAUCUCUGUGAGAUAAUAAAUGGGAUAAAGUAAUAAAUUGGAUGGAAAUAAUAAACCUUUUGAACAUGAA